This is a messenger RNA of Diorhabda carinulata, 1527 nucleotides long. RefSeq names its product craniofacial development protein 2-like. The record is from RefSeq and is a predicted model, not a curated record. Gene Ontology annotation, biological process: chromatin remodeling. Gene Ontology annotation, cellular component: nucleus. The transcript has a single exon. Bases 1 to 1527 code for a protein of 508 amino acids. Lineage: Eukaryota; Metazoa; Arthropoda; Insecta; Coleoptera; Chrysomelidae. Gene Ontology annotation, molecular function: catalytic activity.
AUGAAGACAUACCAAAAACAAUGGCCCCCAGUGCCCAGCGGCUCGAACGACCCUGGCCAAGGUAGCGGUCAGACCAGUCGUAGAGCAGGGGGUGCUAAAAAUCCCUGGGUAAAACAAGGCUGCCAACUUCACAUUGCAACUUAUAACGCUAGGUCAAUUGGAAAUGAGGAAAGGUUAACGGAACUACAGUACGAACUGGACAGAAUAAACUGGGAUAUUCUGGGAAUAUCAGAAACAAGGAGAAGAGGUGAAGAAUCCAUUAGACUAAGAUCAGGACGUAUCCUAUUCUACAAAGGAAGAGAAGAUAAUAGUUUGGGUGGUGUGGGUUUUCUUGUCAACAAACGAAUCUCCCCAAAUCUUCAAAUACUCAAAGCCAUAUCAGAUAGAGUAAUAUACAUAACACUUAAGAUUAACUCCAAUAUAACAAUUAAAGUCGCUCAAAUCUAUGCCCCAACAAGUAGUCAUGAGGACGAAGAGAUCGAGGUGCUGUAUGAUGAAAUCACACAGAGCCUAACAGAAAAUAAGACAAGAUACACGCUGAUAAUAGGAGACUUCAACGCAAGAAUAGGAGAGCAGUGUAAUAGCUCACAGUAUGUUGGACAAUUUGGACUGGGGAAACGAAAUGAAAGAGGGACGAUGCUUGCAAAUUUCCUGGAAAAAGAACAACUAUACAUAAUGAAUACAUUUUUCAAAAAAAGACCUCACAAAAAAUGGACCUGGGCCAGCCCGGAUGGAAUUACAAAAAACGAAAUAGACUACGUGCUAACACCAAAUAAACAUAUCGUCCAAGAAGUUGACGUUCUUAAUUCCUUUAAUACGGGCAGCGACCACAGAUUAGUCCGGUGCAGGAUCGUAUUAAACACAAAAUUGGAAAGAGCAAAAAAAUUCAACAGCACGCAAUACCGUAUAGAUCCUGAUACAAUAAGAGACAACAAGUCAAUAUAUAGCAAAAGAUUGACAGAACGACUAACAAAGGAAACAACAUCAUCACACGAGAGCUUGGACGAAACAAACAAUAGACUGGUAAAAGAACUGAAAGAAACAACUACAAGUUUAGUAUCAUCAAAAACUAAAAGAAUAGAAAAGUUUACAACACAAACCAAACAGCUACUGGAAAGAAGGAGAGAGCUCAUUAAAGACAACAAAAGGAAUACAGUAGAGUAUGCCGAACUAAACAAAACAGCAAGGAAAAUGGCCAAGCAGGACAUACGAAAGUAUCAAGAAAAUCGAAUAGAGGAGUUGAUACAGCAAAACAGAGGUCUGAACAUCUUUAAAAAAGAAAACGCACAUAAAAAAGAAAUGAUUAAAUUGAGAGACGGACAAGGUAACAUAACAGAAGAUCGAAGAGAGAUACUCAAGGUAACAGAGAAGUUCUACACAGGUCUGUACGAGUCCAAAAUAGACAAUGAGGAUGUUAGAAAAGCAAACAGUGACCAUAAAAACAGGAUAUGUAACGUUGGCUCCGAGGAUCUACCUGAGAUUGAAGAGGAAGAAAUUGUAAAAGCUUUAAAUCAACUAAAAAACUGA